Messenger RNA from Mirounga angustirostris (Northern elephant seal), 4848 nucleotides. It is a transcript of the gene INVS, whose product is annotated as inversin. Gene Ontology annotation, biological process: protein localization to ciliary inversin compartment. Lineage: Eukaryota; Metazoa; Chordata; Mammalia; Carnivora; Phocidae. The record is from RefSeq and is a predicted model, not a curated record. Gene Ontology annotation, molecular function: protein binding. Bases 209 to 3439 code for a protein of 1076 amino acids. The transcript is spliced from 17 exons. Gene Ontology annotation, cellular component: ciliary inversin compartment.
UACAAUUCCCAGAGAGCAGUGCGAUCGAGCGUCUCGGGCGGCCUUCGAAGGGGUUCUUCUAGUUUCAGCGUGCGGGGGGAUCUCCCAGCCGGAUGUAGUGUACUGUCCUGGCGGGAGGGGCGGCCCACUGGGGGUCGUGCCUCCUGGAGCCGUCCCCGGGACGUGAGUCCUGGAGGAGGCGAGGGGUGCUCCAGGCGUUGAGAAGACUAUGAACAGGUCAGAGAACUUGUUCUUUCCUGGCUCCUCAUUAGCAUCCCAAGUUCAUGCUGCAGCUAUUAAUGGAGAUAAGGGUGCUCUUCACAGGCUCAUCAUAGGAAACUCAGCCCUUAAAGACAAAGAAGAUCAAUUUGGGAGGACACCACUUAUGUAUUGUGUGUUGGCUGACAGACUGGAUUGUGCAGAUGCUCUUCUGAAGGCAGGAGCAGAUGUUAAUAAAACUGACCACAGCCAGAGAACAGCCCUCCAUCUUGCAGCUCAAAAGGGAAAUUAUCGUUUCAUGAAACUCUUACUUACACGCCGAGCAAACUGGAUGCAAAAGGAUCUGGAAGAGAUGACCCCUUUGCACUUGACCACCCGGCACAAGAGCCCUAAGUGUUUGGCGCUUCUGCUGAAGUUUAUGGCAGCAGGAGAAGUGGACACACAGGAUAAAAACAAGCAAACAGCUCUUCACUGGAGUGCCUACUACAAUAACCCUGAGCACGUAAAGCUGCUUAUCAAGCAUGACUCCAACAUUGGGAUUCCUGACGUCGAAGGCAAGAUCCCACUUCACUGGGCAGCCAACCACAAGGAUCCAAGUGCUGUUCACACAGUACGAUGCAUUCUGGAUGCUGCUCCCACGGAGUCUUUACUGAACUGGCAAGACUACGAGGGUCGGACACCUCUUCACUUCGCAGUCGCCGAUGGGAAUGUGACAGUGGUUGAUGUCUUGACCUCAUACGAAAGCUGCAAUAUAACGUCUUACGAUAACUUAUUUCGAACCCCGCUGCACUGGGCAGCUUUACUAGGCCAUGCACAGAUCGUCUAUCUCCUUUUAGAAAGAAAUAAGUCUGGAACCAUCCCAUCCGACAGCCAAGGAGCAACACCCUUGCACUAUGCAGCUCAGAGUAACUUUGCCGAAACAGUUAAAGUAUUUUUAAAACAUCCUUCAGUGAAAGAUGAUUCAGACCUCGAAGGAAGAACAUCCUUUAUGUGGGCUGCUGGAAAAGGCAGUGAUGAUGUCCUUAGGACUAUGCUGAGUUUAAAAUCUGACAUUGAUAUUAACAUGGCAGACAAGUAUGGAGGUACAGCCUUACAUGCCGCUGCCCUUUCUGGCCAUGUCAGCACCGUGAAGCUACUGUUGGAAAAUAACGCUCAAGUGGAUGCCACCGAUGUCAUGAAGCAUACUCCACUUUUCCGAGCCUGUGAGAUGGGACACAAAGAUGUGAUUCAGACACUUAUUAAAGGUGGAGCGAGGGUAGAUUUAGUCGAUCAAGACGGACACUCUCUUCUACACUGGGCAGCACUGGGAGGAAAUGCCGAUGUUUGCCAGAUACUGAUAGAAAAUAAGAUCAAUCCCAACGUGCAAGAUUACGCAGGACGCACCCCUUUGCAGUGUGCUGCCUACGGCGGCUACAUCAACUGCAUGGCGGUGCUCAUGGAAAAUAGUGCAGACCCUAACAUUCAAGACAAAGAGGGAAGAACAGCUUUGCACUGGUCCUGUAACAAUGGAUACCUUGAUGCCAUUAAAUUACUACUAGACUUUGCUGCUUUCCCUAAUCAGAUGGAAAACAAUGAAGAAAGGUACACUCCCCUGGACUACGCUUUGCUGGGCGAGCGCCAUGAAGUGAUCCAGUUCAUGUUGGAGCACGGCGCCCUGUCCAUCGCAGCCAUACAAGACAUCGCCGCCUUCAAAAUCCAGGCGGUCUACAAAGGGUACAAGGUCAGAAAAGCCUUCCGCGACCGGAAGAAUCUCCUCAUGAAGCAUGAACAGUUGAGGAAAGACGCCGCUGCCAAGAAGCGAGAGGAAGAAAACAAACGAAGGGAGGCAGAACAGCAGAAGGGAAGGCUGAGCCCAGAUUCCUGCAGACCCCAAGUCCUUCCCUGUCUGCCCAACACCCAGGCUGAGCCCCACGGGCAGAGCCGGGCCCCCAGCAAACAGCCUCCCACCAGCGACACAGCCCAGGACCCUGAGGGGAGAGCCUGUGGAGGAUCUCCAGGCAGAGCCCCCCAGAGGGAGCAGCAUCUUUGCCCAGAUGUGCAGGGAACAGACCCCAGAAAGCCAAACGAAUCACCCAGGGAACAGUCUAAAGGCCGAUCUGCCUGUGUCCACUUCCGCCCCAGUGAAGGCAGUGGUGGAGACAGACAUCCAGGAGUCUCCUCUGUUGAGAAGCCCAGAGGUGAGACAGUUGGUGAGCAGCAGUGUGGCAAGGGGAAAGGCUUCGUGAAGCAGCCUUCCUGCAUCAGGGUGGCUGGGCCAGGCGAGCAAGGAGAGGAUGCCAGUUGGGCAGCUGCAAGCCUUCCACGGCAGGAUGGCCCCCGGAAACCCAGCAGGCGGCAGGACACAGCACCUAAGGCCAAAUGUGCCUCCCAGAAAAGACGAGUUCAAGAGCUCCGAGGAGGAAGGCACUCCCCGGCUGGUUCUAGCCGGCCUGGCAGUGCCAAGGGGGAGGUGGUCCAUGCUGGGCAGAAUCCUCUCCACCAGCGAACAUCGAGAAACAAAGUGACACAGGACAAGCUCGCAGGAGGCAUCUGCUCGGACUUGCCACAGAACACAGAGGUGUUGCGGUCAGGAGUCAGGAAGUCGGGAACAUCCACCCUGUGGGAGGACACUCACAUAUCCAAGGAGACUGACCCAGCACCUGGUCCCCUCUCUGGGCAGAGUGUGAAUAUUGGCCUUCUCCCCGUAGAGCUGCGGCUGCAGAUAAUCCAGAAAGAAAGAAGCAGGAAAGAGCUGUUUCGCAAAAAGAACAAGGCGGCAGCAGUCAUCCAGCGGGCCUGGAGAAGCUACCAGCUUAAGAAGCACCUGUCCCACCUUCUGCAGAUGAAGGAGCUUGGAGCCAGAGAUGUGGACAGAUGGAACCAAGAGUGCCUGGCACUGCUGCUCCAAAUUUGGAGGAAGGAACUGGAACUAACCCCCCCAAAAACCACUGCAGUAACCAGGACCACCAAGAGUUCACCCAAGAGCAGCUCAGGCACAAAGUCCACCAGGCACUCGGUACUCAAGCAAAUCUACGGUUGUUCUCAAGAAGGGAAAGUACCUCAUCCCACAAGAUCUUCCAGAGCUCAUUCUGUGCUACGUCUCAAUUCAGUGAGCAACUUGCCGUGUAUACACCUCCUUGAGAACAGUGGAAGAUCAAAGAAUUUUUCUUAUAACCUGCAAUCAGCUCCUCAAUCAAAAUCCAAAAUAAAGCUUCGACCACCUCUGGAGGAAGACUGUGUCCGGGGUAGCUGGAAUAGCUAGUGCAGAGUUCUGAUUCUCUGCUGAUUAUCUUUUACGUCUUGAGACAGUAUUAAUCCUCAGGCCUAAAGCCUUAGGCUGAAAACAUGGUAACAACUGAAUGACCAUAUCCGGAUGUUCUCUCUCUGUUCUUUAGCUUGUGCUACAAGGACCACGGUACACUGUGCCUGUGGAAAGCUUCCUGGCCGUCUACCUUCCAUUCAGUCAGUACGGCUGUAAAGAACAACUUAUAAUUAACAGUAAAGUCUGAGUAAAACUCAGAACAUGAUGAGCACUAACAUGAGAUUUCUGCCAGCCAGCUGGGGCAGCCCUGGGUUUUUGGCCCUGGUAAAGAACCUAGAUGAGAUGGGUGGGGAGGAGCCUGUUAUAUAGCAGCCAUCUUCAUUUCACUACUUUUCUCCAAUCUCAUCUUAUUCCAGCAUUAUCAGUUUUAAAUUUUAGACCAGAAUCAUGACCCAGAAUUUACAUUUAAGAAUUGUUAAGACAAGGGGCACCUGGGUGGCUCUGUCGCUUAAGCAUCUGCCUUCGGCUGAGGUCACGAUCUCCGGGAGCUGCAUUGGGCUCCAUACGCAGGGGGGAGUCUGCUGGAGAUUCUCUCCCCUUCCCUCUUGCCCCUCCCCUCCCGCCACACCCUCACUCUCUCUCAAAUAUAUAAAUCUUGGGGCACCUGGGUGGCUCAGUCAGUCAAGCGUUUGCCUUUUGCUCGAGUCACGAUCUCCCAAGUCCUGGGAUUGAGCCCCUUAUCAGGCUCCUGCUCAGCAGGGAGUCUACUUGUCCCUCUCCCACUCCCCCUGCUUGUGCUGUCUAAGACCGUAAUAGGCACUCUGUUGAUUCCUUGCAUUUUACAGUUCCCGUGUUAGCCUCCGAAGGCCUCAGGUUGCUGCUGAGCACCAGCAGCAGUAUCACAGCAGCGAGGAAUCAGCUGGGGAGGUUUACAGACCAGACCAUUCACACAGAAGGUACCACCACUUCAGGCCUUACCAUUUUCUUGUAUUUUCUGCCUGACCUGUACAGGUGAGCAAUCUUGUCAAAAUGCCAUUCCUACUGGCUGGGAAAACUGUCCUAAAACUACACACAUUUUAACUCUAAGAACACCUGGCAUAAAUACAAUCCAGUGAUCGUAGGCUUUUUCACAUUUUUAAGAGCAAAGUUAGGAAUGUAAACAGAAGGAUGAAACGGUGACAUACUAGGCUCAAAUAUUUCUAGGACCACUUCCAUUUUCUUAAAAUUACUGCCCCCCCUGUCCUGACAGUAAGAGAUUAAGCAAUAAAAUGUUAAUUAGCAAACUGUAAAAAAUUAUUUCAUAGUUAUAAUAAUGAAUACAGUUGACCCUUGAACAACCAGGUUUGUGUGAAUCCACUGAACAUGUUUUUUUUUCCCCCCAAUAAAUACAUAUGGUAUCGAUAAAUACA